Molecule: messenger RNA, 6110 nt
Organism: Ceratitis capitata (Mediterranean fruit fly)
Lineage: Eukaryota; Metazoa; Arthropoda; Insecta; Diptera; Tephritidae
Gene: Dp1
Product: vigilin
Exons: 7
Coding region: 185-4033 (1282 amino acids)
Cellular component (GO): cytoplasm; nucleus
Molecular function (GO): mRNA binding
Source: RefSeq, a predicted model, not a curated record
CAAAAAUUAACACGACAUCACGACAUCAUUUAACACUUGGUCGUCUGAGAAUCGCAGAGGACAGCCCAAGUUAUCAAACUGGAUUUCACCGCGGAAGCAAAGAAAUAGGCCGGAUUUUUGGAAUUUACAGUACAUGGUACUGUAACGACUUGGAACGAAAAAGGACUCUUCUCUUUUUUAAGUAAUGCAAGCAGCAGUGAUGGAGGAAUCAAACGUAGAAACCGUUGAACAACCAAUCACCAACAACCAACAAGAGCAGGCCCAGCUCGAGCAGCCAUCUUCACCCACUUCUGUCGCUACGCCGACAAGCACCAAUAGCGGUAACACCAGCAAUGCAACGCCAACAUUUAGUUAUGAUGACUUAUUCCCGGCAUUGCCAGCGAAUACCGCCGCACCGCUCGGUAGUAAUACGGCACCACAGUGUGUGCGUGUAACGCCCUCACAAAUAACUCAGGUGUUGCAUGUUUCGGGCGAUGACCGUAAGACCACUGAAUCGGACAAGUUCGGUGAAGGUGAAUCGAAACGUAUUUGUCAGCAAAUCUCAAAGGAUACAGGCGCUCAAAUUGAAAUUGCCUGUGGCAAGAAUCAAUCUUUAACCUUUCUGAUUAAGGGCAAGCAAUGUGAAAUCUUAGAUGCACGUCGUCGCAUCUUAAUGCAUUUCUCUACCCAAGCUAGCAAACAGGUGUCGGUACCGAAAGAACAUCAUCGCGUCAUUCUUGGUAAACGCGGUGAACGUUUGCGUGAAUUGGAACGUCUUACCGGCACGCGUAUAAAUAUACCCGCUCAAACGGAUGAGAGUGACAUUGUUACCAUUUUGGGUACUAAGGAGGGCAUUGAUAAGGCCGAGCAAGAAAUUCGCCAAUUGUCGAUUGAACAGUAUAAGAAAUGUUCGGAUCGCAUAUCGAUACCAAAAGUAUAUCAUCCAUUUAUUGUCGGACCGAAUGCUGAAAAUCUUAGCAAAUUAAUGGCGGAAACCGGUGCGAAGAUCAAUGUACCACCGCAAUCGGUGCAAAAGGAUGAUAUUAUCAUAAUGGGUGAGAAGGAUGCGGUAGCCAAUGCUAAAGCUAAAGUGGAAGCCAUUUAUAAGGAUAUGGAAAAGAAAUGCUCCACUGUCAGUGUUGAGGUUGCCAAAUCGCAGCAUCGCUACGUGAUUGGUCCCAAGGGUAAUACGUUGGCGGAUAUUCUUCGCAUCACUGGAGUUUCGGUUGAGAUGCCACCGACGGAUUCAACAUUGGAGACAAUAACAUUGCGUGGACCUCAAGGGGCCUUGGGUAAUGCGUUGACGCAUGUUUACCAAAAGGCCAAUUCUGUUAAAUCGGUCGAAAUCGAUGCGCCCAAUUGGACACAGAAGUAUGUUAUCGGACGCAAGGGUGCCAAUAUGCGUCGAUUGGAGGAGGAAUAUCCUAAUGUGAAUGUCAACUGUCUGGAAGAUAAGAUUAGGUUAGAGGGUGAUCCGGAACGUGUCGAUCUGGCGACUAAUUAUCUCAACGAUAUUGUACGCAACUAUUUGGACAACUUUACGUAUGUGGUAAUGACCGUUAAUCCAUCAUACUACAAGCAUAUCAUUGGUAAGGGUGGCGCAAAUGUGAAUCGUUUAAAGGAGGAACUACAGGUGAACAUUAAUAUUGAGGAACGUGAAGGUCAGAAUAAUAUACGUAUUGAGGGACCGACGGCCGGCGUACAACAGGCUCAGCUUGAAUUACAAGAAAAAAUCGAUAAACUGGAAAAUGAAAAGUCAAAGGAUGUGAUCAUUGAUCGUCGUUUGCAUCGUUCGAUUAUUGGUGCCAAGGGUGAAACGAUACGUGAAGUCAAGGAUCGUUAUCGACAAGUUACCAUAACUAUACCAACGCCACAAGAAAAUACCGAUAUUGUGAAACUGCGUGGUCCCAAAGAGGAUGUCGACAAGUGCCACAAAGAUUUACUAAAACUAGUAAAGGAAAUACAGGAAUCGUCACAUAUAAUCGAGGUGCCCAUUUUUAAACAAUUCCACAAGUUUGUUAUAGGCAAAGGUGGCGUCAAUAUUAAGAAAAUACGUGACGAAACUCAAACGAAAAUCGAUUUGCCAUCAGAGGGCGAUACGAAUGAGGUGAUCACAAUCACCGGUAAGAAGGAAAAUGUACUCGAAGCCAAGGAACGUAUUCAGAAGAUACAAAACGAGUUGUCUGACAUUGUAACAGAAGAAGUUCAAAUUGCGCCAAAAUUCUAUAAUUCCAUCAUUGGUACGGGUGGUAAAUUGAUUUCAGCCAUAAUGGAAGAAUGUGGUGGCGUUUCGAUCAAGUUCCCCACUAGCGAGUCGAAGAGCGAUAAGGUAACUAUUCGCGGUCCCAAGGACGAUGUGGAGAAAGCCAAAGCUCAAUUGCUCGAACUGGCCAAUGAACGUCAACUCGCCUCAUUCACAGCUGAGGUGCGUGCCAAUCCGCAGCAUCACAAAUUCCUGAUCGGCAAAAAUGGAGCUUCCAUUCGCAAAAUUCGUGAAGCCACUGGCGCACGCAUUAUAUUCCCAUCCAAUGAUGACGAAGACAAAGAGGUUAUCAUAAUCAUUGGCAAAGAGGAGAGUGUCAAGUCCGCGAAAGAGCAAUUGGAAGCCGUUAUUAAAGAUAUUGAUCAAGUGACCGAAGGUGAAAUCUCCGUCGAUCCUAAAUACCAUAAGCAUUUUGUUGCAAGACGUGGUGAAAUUUUACAUCGCAUUGCUGAGGAGAAUGGCGGUGUUAUGAUUUCCUUCCCACGUCCCGGUGUCGAUUCGGAUAGGGUUACUUUGAAGGGUGCCAAGGAUUGUAUUGAGGCGGCGAAACAGCGCAUUGCCGAAAUUACUGCCGACUUGGAGGCGCAAGUUACCAUUGAGGUAGUCAUUCCACAGAGACUACAUCGCACCAUCAUGGGGGCGCGUGGAUUUAAAGUGCAGCAAGUAACCUCCGAACAUGAUGUACAAAUUAAAUUUCCCGAUCGCGAUGCUACCAAUCCCGUUGAGGGUUAUGUAAAUGGCACUAACGGCAACGGCGAAGAAGGUGAAGAAAAUGCAGAACCUGUACGCGAAUGUGAUAUAAUUCGCAUAACUGGUCGCAUCGAAAAAUGUGAAGCAGCAAAGCAAGCGCUGCUUGAUUUGAUACCAAUUGUGAAAGAGCUUCAUGUGCCCUACGACUUGCAUCGCUCAAUCAUUGGUCCAAAAGGUAGCAAUGUACGUCAAUUUAUGGCCACCUAUGAUGUGCACAUUGACUUGCCGCCCAGCCAAACCAAGUCUGAUCUGAUAAAACUCAGCGGUACACCAGCACAUGUAGCUGAUGCUGAGGCAGCUUUAGAUAAAAUGAUCGAAGAGUAUGAACUUGAACGCGCUGAUAGGGAACUACGCUCGUAUGAGUUAAAGAUGGAUGUUGACCCGCAAUAUCACUCGAAAUUAAUUGGUCGUGGCGGUGCUACCAUUAAUAAACUACGUGCUGAUCACGAUGUUCAAAUUUCGCUGCCAAAACGAACUGAUCCCGAUCCAGUUACCAUCACUAUUAUCGGUUAUCAAGCCAACACCGAAGCUGCACGUGAUGCUAUCAUGGAAAUUGUCGGUGAUCUGCAAGAUUUGUAUCGUGAGGUUAUCGAAGUAGACUCACGCAUACAUUCGCAUAUUAUCGGGCAUAAAGGACGAACCAUUCGUAAGAUCAUUGAGGAUUAUAAGGUCGACGUUAAAUUCGCCUCUUCCGACAAGACUCAAACCAAUCCCGAUGGCAUAAUAAUUAUCGGCAAAGAAGAGGAUGUCGAAAAUGCCAAGGAAGCUAUACUCAAUAUGGCGGAAGAUUAUACUAACGAAUAUUUGGACAAUUUACCACCAUCGCCACAACCGCAGACAGUGGCGGCCUUCCUACCUGGUGGUGGAGGAAAUGAAAAUGGUUUUGUCAUUAAGGAUGCACCCUGGGAAAAGGCGAACGACAAGCAAAAUAGGAGCUCUGCACCCAAUACUCAGUCGCAAGAAGAUUUUCCAGAUUUCGCAGCUGGCGGCCCCGCACCCGUGUCUGCCCCCCUAACUUCGGCCUGGGGACCUAAGAACUAAGUGCUAGACAACAAGUAAAGUUAGUUAGACAUUAACUAACGCAAACAAAAAAAAAAAACAAUUAAGUAUAUAAAAAAGUCAAAAAAAUAGUAAAAAUUGCAAACGCAUCAAAAUAUAUUAAAAAUAUGAAAAUGAAUAGGCAACGGUGAAAAGAAACGAAGUCUUUAUAACAUAAACAUAAGUAAACUGAGAAGCAUAUUGGUUUGAAGAUCAACACAACUUGCGCACACACACACACACUCACUCACAUUAGGUAUAUAUAUACAUAUAUAUAUAUAUAUAUAUUGCUAUGUGAGCGUCAAAUCGAAGGUUGUCCUUAGCGUUUUUGUUUUCAAAUCAAUUAUCUGUUGAAAUUCUACAAAAAUCAUUAGAAAAUGAGAAAAUAAUAAAACUGUAAAGAGCAAAACACAAUUUCAACUAAACAAAAAAGACAGCAACGAAACAAAAUUUUUAUUUGCAAUAACUAUUUGUAGAUUAAAAAUCAAUUAGGAAAGAGUAAAAUAAAAAACGACUUAUACAUAUAUACUGGUUUAUAUUUACCAGUAAUAAUAUUAAUUAACAACAACAACAAAUAAGGCCAAAAGUGUUAGAGAAAAGUACCACACGCUGCUUUAUUCUCGUUUAUUUUACGUUUUUUCCCUCCUUUGUACCUAGCAACCAACACAAUAUAAACGUUCUCAUUAAAAACAAAAAAAAAAGUUUUUACUACUUUUUAAAUUUUGUAACCGUUUUAAAAUUUUCCAUGAUUAAUUUAUUUAUUGAGUUGACCUCUAAUUGCAAUCAUCACUUUUAUUUAUUACACGUUUCUUAUCUUUUUACCAAUAUGCCUAUCAACUAAGUUGUUUGUGCGCGCCCAAGAAAUUUGUUAAACGUAAAAUCCCAAAACUAAAAGUAAAAUUACUAUUUUUCACACAGAAAAAGCAUACACACAUACUUAUGUUACAUUUACCUUAGGUUAUAAUAUGAAUCGUAUAUUCGUACAUAUGUACAUAGAUACAUACAUACGGGCAUGCGGGCAUAAAUUACAUUUGGUUGCUUGACAUUUUUUUUGGCUCAAUAUCAGUUUUUUUUUUUGCACAUUUGCUAAAAUUAAAAAGUUGUGAAUUCUACAUUAUCCUUUUUUUUUGUAAUAAAAAAAAACAAAACUUUUUUGGACAACGGAAAAUAAUGUAUGCCGUUAAGUAUAUUAUCUGUUAUACAAAUAUACGUGUGUGCGAGCAAAUUUACAUACAUACAUACAAUAGGUAUGAAUUAAUUGUACGAAAAACGAAAGUAAUGAAGAAAUUCAACGACUUUAACUGAAAUAAUGAUGGUUUUGAUGCAAUACACCUACACGCAUAUGCGUGCUUUCAUAAUGAAAAUCGGAAGUGUUUAGAAAAUAUAUAUGUAAAAGCAAACGGAUUUAGUAUUUGCCAAAAGUUCUUUAUUUUUUAUUUUUAUUUUUUUUUUUGAAUUAAAUAUACGAGCAUACAUACAUACAUAUAUGUAAACAUAAAAAUGGUUAUAUUUAAGAAUUUAUUUGUCAUUAGAGUUAUAUACAUACAUACUCGUAUGACGGAACCAUCUAAUGUAGUUGAUGGCAAUAUAUGUUUUCUUCCAUUAUCAAAUAUUAAUAUAUUUUUAUUUUUUCUCUGAAUUAUGUAACACAGCAACACGUUUUAUAUAAAUUGUAUUUGAUUAUAUAUCAUUUAUAUAUGCUUACAUAUAUAUACAUUUUUUAACUAUAAUAUACAUGUUAUUUAAAAGGAGUAUAUACAUAUGUACAUACAGAUAUGCCCGUUUGAAAUUUCAAAUGCCAACGAAACAAUUUACCUUUAUUAUUGUGCUGUCCGUCGUUUGAUACGAAAUAAUGCUUUCGAAUGCGUAAUUGGUUCUGUUUAUUAUUGUUCGAAAUUAAAAAAAAAUAAAAAUUUCCAAAAUAUAAAUAUGUAAUACAUACAUAUACAUAUGUUUGCAAUAGAAAGGGAAGACCUUAAUACAGUUUAGUUUUACUUUGCGUUUUGUAUUUCUGUUCUUUAUAAGUCGAAACCAACUACACACUACGUUGUCAUUUACCACAAAACAUGUAUUUAAAUAG